Molecule: messenger RNA, 6418 nt
Organism: Histoplasma capsulatum G186AR
Lineage: Eukaryota; Fungi; Ascomycota; Eurotiomycetes; Onygenales; Ajellomycetaceae
Exons: 7
Coding region: 1-6000 (1999 amino acids)
Biological process (GO): post-transcriptional tethering of RNA polymerase II gene DNA at nuclear periphery; RNA export from nucleus; protein import into nucleus
Cellular component (GO): nuclear pore; nuclear pore cytoplasmic filaments
Molecular function (GO): structural constituent of nuclear pore
Source: RefSeq, a predicted model, not a curated record
AUGGCUUUCAACACAGGCUCCUCCUUCGGGGGGUUUGGCACGGGGAAUCAACAGCAGGGAACUGGAUUCGGAUCCGGAACAGGAUUCGGAAGCCCUUCAACCGGAACUGGCUUCGGAACAACUUCGUCUCCAUUCGGCGGCACAGGAAGUACAGGCAGCGCCUUUGGAAGCACUUCUGGUGGCUUCGGUUCAGGAGGAGGAUUCGGUUCCACCACUACGCAGUCAAAUCCUAUAUUCGGAUCGCAAAAUAAAGGAUUUGGUGCAGGCUCAACAUCCACUGGUGGCAAUAUCUUUGGGUCGACCAGCACACCCAGUAUGACGUUCGGCACUCCAGGCUUUGGAGGUGGAGGAACAGGGUUUGGCGGCACUGGCACUGGCACCACCGGGACCGGUGUGUUUGGCAGUACUCAACAACAGCCACAGCAAACUGGUUUUGGAAGCGCUGGUCAAGGAAGUUCUAUGUUUGGUGGAGCUUCAAACGGGGGAACUGCAUUUGGGGCAGCAUCUGGCUCUGGGUUUGGCGCCAGCGGUACCGCCCUGGGUGGAGCUGUUCCUCCCGCGGAGGGCACGGCAAAUCCUCCAUUCAGCGCGUACACAGAAAAGGACCAGGGCUCCAGCGUAACAAAUCAUUACCAAACCAUAAGCGCGAUGGCGCCGUAUUCUAAGUACUCCUUUGAGGAACUUCGAGUUGCCGAUUACCAACACGGGCGAAAAUAUGGAACUACCACCGGCCAGACGGGAUUUGGAUCCGCUGCAUUUGGGGCGUUCGGACAACAGCAGCCAAGUACCGGGGGUUUUGGUGUCUCCACAACAACUACCCCUUUUGGAGCAGCCACAAGUGCUCCCACUGGAUUCGGACAGACCCAAACAACUGGUUUUGGCACCGGUACAUCCAAUGUAUUCGGUGCUUCCAAACCAGCCGCUUCUAUAUUCGGCUCCACCACCGCAUCGCAGCCUAGCAGCGGAUUUGGAACCACAGCAACAACCGGAGGUUUUGGCUCAAACAAUCUGAGUGGUAUGACCCUUUUCGGAAGUGGCAACCAACAAAAUAGACCCGCCUUCGGCAGCACAGGAGGUGCAUUUGGCGGAUUUGGACAACAAGGUACAACGACUACUACCUCUUCACCAUUUGGCGGUACAACAACCACCGCCCCGGCCUUUGGACAGCAACAAGGUCAACAGCAGGCGACCGGCACCGGCUUCGGAUUCGGACAAACUCAAGCUCAAGCUACAAGUAAACCGUUGUUCGGAGGGUUUGGAGGUACUACCACCCAACAACAACCAAACACGAAUCCGUUUGGCGGUGGAGCUACUGGCACUUCCAACCUAUUCGGUGGCCAGAAUGCGCAACAACAACAACCUCAACAAGGCACAUCCCUUUUCGGAAAUACGUCCAACCAACAAACUGGCACGACAACUCUUUUUGGAGGCGGUAAUCAACAGCAACAACAAGAACAGAAGCCAAGCGUUUUUGGUAAUUUAGGCACUGGACAGACUACCACUGGAACCACCGGUUUUACAGACUUCGGAACCCAAAACGCACAACAGCAGGCUGGCACAAGUCUAUUUGGAAACCAAGGCCAACAACAACAGAAACCAGGCUUCUUCGGAAGCUCUACACAACAGAAUGCUUUUGGACAAACCAGCACUGCUGCGGGUGGCGGCACCAGCUUGUUUAACUUGGGAGGUGCGAACCAGCCUCAGCAGCAGCAGCAACAACAACCUGCUGGAGGAUUCGGAAGCAGUUUGCUAAACCAGUCGCAACAACCUCAACAACAACAGACUACGGGCUUGCAGGCUUCACUUCUUGACGGAAAUCCAUACGGUAGUCAGUCAAUAUUUUCUGGUCUGCCACCGCCAAAUGCCCCAUCUCCAGGCCCAUUGGCUACUCCGUUGUCUGCUGCCAUCCGUCAAAAGCAACGAACGCCUUUGCCAGUUUACAAAAUUUCACCUAGCGCCGCUAAUCGUCUCAUCACCCCCCCAACCCGUCAAGGUUAUGGGUUUUCUUACUCCACCUACGGCACGCCAUCUAGCAGUUCUAGCACUCCUAGCGCUUUGAGCAGCAGCCUCCUUGGUGGAAGUUUGCGUGGCGGUAGCCUUGGACGUAGCUUCAACAAAAGCAUGUCAACUAGUAAUCUUCGCAGGACCUUUGAUGGUGAUGCAGAUAGCAUACUGUCUCCCGGUGCAUUUUCUGCUGGCACCUCGCGAUACUCGAAUUCAAAUCUCAAACGGCUUACGAUUGAUCGUAGUCUUCGAACUGACUUAUUCUCACGUUCCACCCACUCGUCUUCUCUUGCGAACGGCGAUGAUCAAGGAUCAAGCAAGCUCAAGAAGAAAGUUAGCUUUGAUUCUCAAACUACUGGUGGGGAUUCAGGGACUGAGACUGAUGGUGCUGUUGUCCGUGUUGAGACCGAGAGCCCUGAGCCAACUGCAGAAGAAUUAGGCUUUUUGCGUUCGUCUCGAAAGCAAUCAGCUGAAGUGAAUGGGACAAACGGGCUUGGCAAGGAAGUGAAUGGCGUUAACGGAGUGGCCAGUAAUGUACCUGAAAUGGAGCAGGUUCGAGGCAAUGAGCUUGCUGUUGUCCCCGAGGGCCAUGAGCAGGAUGGCGGAGCUGUGUUCCCCCCUGGUAAAAUUCUUGUCAAGGUUCCCGAAGGAGAUCCUAAGCCCGGGGAAUACUGGAUGAAGCCUACUCGUUCUGAACUCAGCAAAUUACCCCGUCAGCAGCAGAAACACUUUGUUGGCUUCACUGUCGGUCGUGUUGGUUGUGGCUCUGUCACUUUUGACGACCCUGUGGAUCUUACCACUGUUGAUCUUGACUCGCUGUUUGAUAAGUUUAUCAAAAUUGGCACCCGGUCGAUUACGGUCUACCCUGAUGAUGUUACCAAGCCACCUCGAGGCAAAGGCCUAAAUGUACCUUCCACCCUACGAAUUGAAAAUUCCUGGCCUAGAGGUAGGGAUAAGAAAGCUCCGUCUCCCAUGACGAGUGGACCAGCCUUCGACAGACACGUUGAACGGUUAAGAAGAGUUACCAAUACGGAAUUUAUCGACUACGAGAAGCUCACUGGGACUUGGGUGUUUAAAGUGCCCCACUUCACGACUUAUGGCCUUGAUUAUGAAGACGAUGAUGAUGAAGGUGAGAACUUUGAUCAAAGCACUUUGAGUGCACCUCCUCCUGACACUCCUACUCCAAAGGCCCAAACCCAAACCCCCACACAGUCGUCCUUCGCGAAUUCUGAGUUGAAUUCUACGGUCUCUUUCGAUGAGUCUUUCAUGGGUGACUCCACAGUAGGAAUGGAGGAUGACACGUUUGAGUUUAAGAAGCGGAAGCUUGUUCCGGGAGCAUUUUUGGGCCAGGGUGGGAACGAUGGAGAAAUUGAGGACCAGACGAUGGAGACGGAUGAAGAGGAACAAGAACAAGGAUCCUUUUUAAGUGACGACCAAUCCCUCGACUCCCAUCCUGAAACCCGUUCCGAAACCGAUAGUCUCGAGCAAACCGAUAGCCAAGACGUCACGGAAUCGGAAGGCGAAUCAGAAAAAGACAAGGAAAUGGAAGUGACGAUGGUUGGCUCCUUUCCUGCUCCUGAUAACUCAAUUGAGCAGACUAUUCGCAGCAGUCCCUUGAAGCCUACUGCUAUUUUCCAGCGGCCGGACCAGCAGCACGGAACUCCCUCUCAGACACACCUUAACCUGCACGGAAACUGGGCAGAACAGUUGCAGCGAACCAUUAGCCCUAGAAAGCAAAAUCGGCAGGCACUUCGUGAGAUUCAAGGAAACGUGUUUGCAGACAUAAAUAAUGAACAAAGCGAUGGUACCCCGAGUAAAUCUGCUGAACCCGCUCAGGAACCUGUUGGCUUCGCGACGAGCAUAGAUCUUAUGAAUUCGCUAUUUCCACAGGCAGAGAGUGGUGGUAGACAAGGAAAAUCGCAUGGCAAAGCUGCAAAGGCUCAGGGUUUCCAGUGGCCUUAUCGAAAACAAUCCAAAACUGUUGGCGGAAACACGAAGGAUAUGUCUGAAGACGAUAUUUUGUUUCAUAAUUCGUUCAAGCCCAAAUUUGGCUGUACGGACAACCUCAUUUGCCCGAGAAUUCCUGGCUCUAUCAAUCGAUCUGAGGCGCCGUGGAACCAGGCAGGCGCACUUUCUUCUGAAGGAAGAACCAUUGUUCUCCAUAAAUAUGACCAACCAGCUCUACCCCCAAAUACGUUAAACGAAGAGAGAACACGAACCAACAUCCGCGUUAUUGAUAACGUACCAUUUGCCCGAUUGUCUAAGGUUAAUUUUUCGGUGUUGGCCGAUACCGUCGGCGAUAACUCUCGGGCAGCCGAUUUGGAGAGACAGGUUUGGCAAUUGGCCAAUAUUCUUUUCAACGACGAUAUUGAGGACGACAUAUCGGCGGGGGUUCCCCAAAAUCUGCGCCAUAAAUAUGUCCAUCGUAUCAAAAAGGAUAGACUUAGUCGGCUCUGGCAAUCCAUUAUACGUGAUCGACAUUCCAAAGAAGUUUCCGACAUCCAGUCUCCUGAGGAGCGUGCAAUCGCUUUUCUCUCCUCCCAUCGCAUUGACGAAGCUUGCAAAGCCCUCGUGGAAAGUAGAAAUUUUCAUUUAGGGACCCUGGUGCCACAAAUUGGUCGCAAUAACACAGUGCGCAACGCUAUGCGAGAGCAAAUCGAAUCGUGGCGUAAACAUAAUGUUUAUUCUGAAAUGACUGAGCCUAUUCGAGCUCUUUACGAGUUGCUUGCUGGAAAUUGUUUGCGGAGUGAUGGAAAGCCUGGUGGCGUCCUUGAAGAUAGAGCGUCCACUUUUUAUUUAUCUGAGCGCUUCGAGCUUGACUGGAUCCAGGCAUUUGCGCUUCGACUCUGGUAUGGUAUUGACGAAGAGGACUCCAUCGAGAAGGCAGUGGAACUCUUCCACCACGAUAUUACCCAUGGAAAUGAGCCAGCUUACCCUUUUUCGGAAGAAUCCCGAGAUUGUAAUCGUGAUGACCCUCUGGAAUCUCCACUUUGGGUUAUGCUGAAAUCAUUCACAACGGCGAUGGGCCGACAGGAAAACUGCAAAAUUCCACCAAUCCCACUGCCUGAAGCAAUUUUGCCGGACGCUGUUUCUGGAAACCCCCUGCACAAUCGAUUCUCAUUUCAGUUAUUCCACCAUUUACAAACGUUGAUGGGACAUCUCGAUGCGGCAGUUAUCAAUGAAGCCCGAGCUGAUCAGCUAACAUGGGAUUAUGCCUGGGAACUCGCAGCGCUCGAGCAAUUCCCAUCAGCCAUAUUCGUCCUAGAACACCUCUUAAACUCCUCUCAGCGAGAACGUAGUAUUAAAGAGCUUCUUUCCCGCUUCGCCGCAUGGCUUCCUGCCCGCACUUUCAACGAUGGAACCCCAAAUCCCCUGUGGGGCUAUAUCGUGGAUGACCUCCAAGUACCCAGCAGCUGGAUCUGGGCGGCAAAAGCGCUGUACGCACGUGCCCAAUGCGACCCGUCGAACGAGGUGCAGUUCCUCAUCAAUGCGAAACACUGGAACGAAGCGCAUGAGACAUUCCGAAGACUCGUCGGGCCCAGGACGGUUAUCGAACGCGACUAUGUGACUCUUGAGACGUUGAUUUCUGGAUUUGGCGAGUCUCCUGAGCGCAAAGUGCGUGGCUGGGACGCUGGUGGAGCUAUCUAUGAUGACUUCCUGCAUCUGAUUACGGCCAAGGGUCCACGGCGCGAGUCGGCGCGGUUAAAGAGGUUGGUUUCUGCUUUGGCGACUUUGGGCCAGAGAAUGGAUAGUGAGAAAGAUAAGGGUAGGGAUGGCGAUAAGGAGGAUCCGUCGUCGGUUUCUGCUAGUUUGGAGGAAACGGUCGCGUUUAGGGAAAUUAGUCAUGUUGUUGCUGGGUGGUGUGCGAAGGAUACUAGAAGUACUAUCGAGCCCGCAGCUAUUCUUAAUUUGUUGCUGACGCAGGAUACUCGACUCUUGCACACGGCCGAAAUGAGCAGGCGGUACUACAAUAUUAUCAUGGCCACAGCCCAUUAAGUGGUCUCUCUAUUGCUGAUAGGAGAUGACAGCGAAUGUUGAUGAGAACGGACUAACGGGAGACAAAAGUUGACGAGGAACAACGAUAUCAGCAAACGGCUCUGGAAGCCUAAAGAGAAUAAUAAAACGCCUUAUGCCCUGGCGUACUUCCAUGAGUGAUUGCCAUUGGUAUGAAUGGAAAUAGAGUGCGCGAGUGUUUGGGUCUUGUUGGUGAGCAAGGAUAUUUUGAUGGACUGAUGGAUAUUUCUAUUUUGUUUUUCCUUUCUCUUGUGUAUUAUUCUACGGAAGAGUGUAUGCUUGUUGGUGAUGUUUUACAUGGUUUUUUUGAUUGUAUUAGCUAAAUAGUUCUAUAAUUAGUUUUGUUUAAAGACCUUUAGAAAUGAUUGGUUUAUUAUAAAAGGAACGAAAAAUAAAAAGU